AUGGCACCACCAUCUGUUGGACGCAAGUCUAAGAAUAUAAGCAAAGGCAAAGUUGAUGCGCGUACUCUUAAAAGAAAAAGGGUUGAAGAAGAUCUGGAAAAACUUCAAAAAUCGGUUGAUGAGCUUGAUGCGAAAGCAGAAAUAAAAAACUUCUCCGAACUCCCCCUAUCUGGACCGACCUCAUCCGGACUUGAAGCGUCUCACUUUAAGACUCUGACCGAUGUUCAAUCAAAAGCUGUACCUCUUGCGCUGAAAGGAAAAGAUAUUCUAGGUGCAGCGAAGACUGGUAGCGGAAAGACUCUUGCAUUUUUAGUCCCAGUUUUGGAGAAUCUUUAUAGACAGAAAUGGACAGAAUUGGAUGGCCUCGGUGCUCUCAUCAUAUCGCCAACUCGAGAAUUGGCAAUACAAAUCUUCGAGGUUUUACGGAAAAUCGGCCGAUACCAUACCUUCUCAGCAGGACUAAUCAUCGGAGGUCGAAGUUUACAAGAGGAAAGGGAACGCUUAGGGAGGAUGAAUAUACUUGUCUGUACACCUGGGCGCAUGUUACAGCAUAUGGAUCAAACGGCAGCAUUCGAUGUGGAUAACCUACAAAUGCUAGUCCUAGAUGAAGCGGAUAGAAUUAUGGACAUGGGAUUUCAAACAUCCGUCGAUGCGAUACUGGAACAUUUACCAAAACAAAGACAGACGAUGCUUUUCAGUGCUACUCAAACGAAAAAGGUAUCAGACCUAGCAAGAUUGAGUUUGAAGGAACCCGAAUAUGUUGCAGUUCACGAAGCUGCAUCCUCUGCUACCCCCACAACCUUACAACAACACUACUGCGUGGUGCCUCUGCCUGAAAAGCUAAACACUCUUUUUGGCUUCAUUAGAGCUAAUCUGAAAGCUAAAAUAAUAGUAUUUAUGUCUUCAGGCAAGCAAGUGCGUUUUGUCUACGAGAGUUUGAGACACUUACAACCUGGUAUUCCAUUGCUUCAUUUACACGGUAGGCAAAAGCAAACCGCGAGGCUUGAUAUAACCUCGAAAUUCUCAUCAUCCAAGAACUCUUGUAUAUUUGCUACCGAUGUUGUUGCAAGAGGUCUUGACUUUCCUGCAGUUGAUUGGGUUAUUCAAUUAGAUUGCCCUGAGGAUGCUGAUACCUAUAUUCACAGGGUCGGGCGGACUGCACGUUAUGGGAAAGUAGGCCGGGCAGUUUUAUUCCUGGACCCUUCAGAAGAAGAAGGCAUGUUGAAACGACUGGAACAUAAAAAAGUACCGAUACAGAAGAUCAAUAUCCGACCUAAUAAGACCCAAGAUAUCAAAAACCAACUACAAAACAUGUGUUUUCAAGAUCCUGAGUUGAAAUACCUAGGUCAGAAGGCGUUUGUUAGUUAUGCCAAAUCUGUUUUCUUACAAAAGGACAAGGAGAUAUUCAAUAUCAACGACAUCGAUUUGGAAGGAUAUGCUUCGAGUAUAGGUCUUCCCGGUGCGCCAAAAAUCAAAUUUCAGAAAGGAAAUGAUGCGAAGAACGUCAAAAACGCCCCAAGGGCUGCUAUUGAGUCUAGUGAUGAAGAUAGUGAAACCGAGAAGAAACCCAAGAAGAAGGAUGAAGUACGAACUAAAUACGAUAGAAUGUUUGAGCGCCGUAACCAAGAUGUUUUGUCUGGUCAUUACUCAAAGAUGAUCGCAGAUGAUACUCCUAUGAAGGAUGUGGAUGGUACAGCGGAUGCCGACGAGGACAACGAUUUCUUGUCAGUCAAGAGAGUACUACCUGUGGAUAAUGACGAUACAUCAGACGAUGAAGAUGACGACGACGAUGACGACGACGAUGACGACGAUGUUGCCGCAACUGGGCCAUUAGGAAAGGUUAUUGAGGGUAUCUCCAAGGAUCCUAUUGUGAUAGACUCGAAACGAAAAGAGAAACUCCUGAAAUCCAAGAAAAAGUUACUGAAGCUUAAAGACAGAGGAACUAAACUGGUGUUUGACGAGGAAGGCAAUCCUCAUCAAGUGUAUGAAUUACAGGACGAAGAGGAUUUCCGAGCCAAGGGCACAGCCGAGGAACAACGAGCCAAAUUCUUGGAAGAAGAGGCCGAAAGAGUUCGUGAAGCAGACCUUCUUGAUAAACAAACUGCAAAGGAUAAGAAACGAGAAAAGCGUGAAAAACGUAAAGCAAGAGAAGCAGCAUUGGAUGAUGAUGAUGAGGAGGCACUUGAAUUGGUUGAUGCUGGGGAUGAUGAAGAUCCUAUGGCUCUUCUUAAAUCAUUACCUCUUCCGGAAGACGAGGAGGACGAGGAUAGUACAGCGAGACCUGCGAAGAGACCUAAGAAAUGGUUCGAGGAUGAUUCAGAUGAUGAGAGGAAGGUUGCCAAGAGAAAGGGUCGUGUUAUUGAAGCGGCGGAUGAGCCUGAGACAUUGGAAGAUCUUGAGGCUUUGGCUGCCGGUCUUCUUAAUUGA
Molecule: messenger RNA, 2427 nt
Organism: Sclerotinia sclerotiorum 1980 UF-70
Lineage: Eukaryota; Fungi; Ascomycota; Leotiomycetes; Helotiales; Sclerotiniaceae
Exons: 2
Coding region: 1-2427 (808 amino acids)
Biological process (GO): rRNA processing
Cellular component (GO): nucleus
Molecular function (GO): ATP binding; nucleic acid binding; RNA helicase activity
Source: RefSeq, a predicted model, not a curated record